UAGUGACAAAAUGACAAAAAAAUAAUCUUUGAAAUAUGUGGAAUGAAAUAGGCCUGCUUUGAAUUGAUUAUAUUUAUUGCAUUACAUUAAUAAAUAUCAUCAUUGGAAAAAAACUUAAUAAAACACAGCAUUACCUAAAAGAAGAAAAAUGGCGGCUAAAAGGUCCGCUUCGGUUGCUUUCGACACCGAAGAACCGACUCACACAGUAAGGGAUGGAAAAAAACACUCAUUAGAUUCUGAUGAAGAAGACAGCGGAGCAGAAGAAGAAAGGAAAAAUGUGCUUAAUGCUGAUGAUAUCGAAGGAGAAGAGGAAGGAGUUGCAGGAUUGGAAGGUGAAAUCACAAUAACCCCUUUCAACAUGAAAGAAGAACUUGAAGAAGGACACUUUGAUACAGCAGGGCACUAUCAUUGGAAGAAAGAGAAAGAAGUUCGGGAUGGAUGGCUUGAUAAUAUUGAUUGGAUCAAGAUUAAAGGUCGGCCUGAAGACAAAUACAAAGUUCACAAAGAUGGUGACGAUCUUUAUGAUGAUUCAGACAGUGAUGAUGGUGAACCUGAAGAAAAAUUUGAUAUAAUCAAUAAUUAUAAAGAAAUCCUACAGCACAUGAAGCCAAAAGAAACAAUUGCAAAAUCAAUACAGCGUCUUGGUGCAAGUUCAAAAAUAUCAAGUGCUGAGCGCUGGAAACGAAAAAAAGCAGGUAUUGUUGAUGAAGGUAGCCAAACUGUGACAAGAAUAACUGAACUUGCCAAUCAAAUAUUAACCAAAACUGGGAAUAUGGACAUUUAUCAGGAAUCUUUUGAGAAAAUCAGCUCUAUAAUUAACAAAGAUAGUAAGAAAAAGGAUGAUUCAGAAUUAGACAUGUAUGCUGAUGACUUUGAUCAGAAAGAAAAAGAGAGUAUGAACAGCAAAAGUGCACCACUUGAAAAUAAUGAAGACAGUGAUGGACCAGAAGAAGUUAAAUGGGAGUUUAAAUGGAAACAAGAUGAUGAUGCAGAGAUAUCAGGACCCCAUUCCACAGAACAGAUGCAAAAGUGGUCCUCAGAAGGUUAUUUCAAAACUGGUGUAUGGGUUCGGAGACAUGGAAAAGAUAGUCAGUUUUAUAGUUCCAAUAGAAUGGAUUUCGAGCUUUAUAUGUGAUCUUAAUUGUUGUCA
This is a messenger RNA of Papilio machaon (common yellow swallowtail), 1150 nucleotides long. RefSeq names its product CD2 antigen cytoplasmic tail-binding protein 2 homolog (gene holn1). The transcript is spliced from 3 exons. Gene Ontology annotation, molecular function: protein binding. Gene Ontology annotation, cellular component: U5 snRNP. The record is from RefSeq and is a predicted model, not a curated record. Bases 149 to 1135 code for a protein of 328 amino acids. Lineage: Eukaryota; Metazoa; Arthropoda; Insecta; Lepidoptera; Papilionidae.